Molecule: messenger RNA, 3036 nt
Organism: Papilio xuthus (Asian swallowtail)
Lineage: Eukaryota; Metazoa; Arthropoda; Insecta; Lepidoptera; Papilionidae
Product: beta-glucuronidase
Exons: 13
Coding region: 106-2109 (667 amino acids)
Biological process (GO): carbohydrate metabolic process
Molecular function (GO): carbohydrate binding; beta-glucuronidase activity
Source: RefSeq, a predicted model, not a curated record
UUUCUAUAUAAUCGAUGCCGUAAAAUAAGUGUUAAUUAUAAACUGUUUUAAUUAAGGAGCGAAGGCUGUCAAUAGUAUUCGUCAGAAAAGUAUUGCACAUAAAAAAUGAAGCUAAGAAAAAUAUCUACUUUAGUAAUAUCGACAUUAUGCAUAAUCAUUGUCGACGCGACUGUACCUGGGUCAUCAAGCUCUAAUGAGAUAACAUACACACAGAAGAGACGAGCACAACCAAACACUGGUGGUGCACUGUACCCACAGGCGACUGACACAAGAGAUUUAAAGACAUUAAACGGAAUAUGGAACUUUAGAAAGUCCCCGACAGAUCCCGAAUACGGAUAUCGUAAUGGCUGGUACGAACAGGAUCUAGAAAAGACAGGUCCAGUGAUUCCUAUGCCAGUACCUUCAUCGUACAACGAUAUAGGAGAGGACGCGUCUCUGCGGGACCAUGUUGGGCUGGUGUGGUACGACAGGCGCUUCUACGUGCCCUCCUCCUGGCAGCAGAAUAAACAGCGCAUCUGGCUUCGCUUCAGCAGCGUACACUACGCCGCACAAGUUUGGGUAAAUGGAAAGUUAGUGACAUACCACGAAAUGGGACAUCUACCCUUCGAAGUGGAAAUCACGAAUGUAGUCUGCGAAAAGGGAAGCAACCUACUAACUGUGGUAGUUGACAACACACUUUUAAGUGACACCGUACCACAAGGCAGUAUUAGAGACACAUUUGUGGGCAUCAACAAAGUGAAACAAGAACAGACGUAUACGUUCGAUUUCUUCAACUACGCAGGCAUACACAGAACCGUCUUCCUGUACUCCACUCCGCAGAUAUAUAUCGAUGACGUCAUUGUUAACACUGAUAUACAAGGAUUAACAGGUUUCAUUGUGUACAACGUGACGCAGAAAGGUUUGAGCGAUGGCGGCUCUGUUGAAUGUUUGAUUCAAAUACUAGACAAGAAUGACACGCAGGUGGCGGCGGCUAAUGAUUGCGCGGGUCUCAUUGAAAUAGGCAAUGCUAACUUCUGGUGGCCCUACCUCAUGCAUCCCAAUCCUGGAUACUUGUACACUUUUAGGGUCAGUCUCAUUGGAAUUCAAGGUGAAACUAUUGAUACGUACAAUCAAAAAAUUGGUAUAAGAACUGUCACUUGGAGCAACACGACUAUUUUUAUCAACGACAAACCAAUUUAUCUGAAAGGAUUCGGAAUGCACGAGGAUUCAGAUUUACGAGGUAAAGGUUGGGACCCAGUUCUGUGGGUGAAGAACUUCAACCUGAUCCGUUGGCUAGGUGCCAACGCAUUCCGAACCUCGCACUACCCAUACGCCGAGGAGAUCUACCAGCUGGCUGAUGCCCAGGGCAUCAUGAUUAUUGACGAAUGUCCUGGAGCUGAUACAGAUGUAUUUUCCGAAGCUCUACUAACUAAACACAAGCAGUCGCUGACGGAGCUCAUCCGACGCGACAAGAACCACCCCAGUGUCGUGAUGUGGUCAGUCUCCAACGAGCCCAGGUCCGCCAACCGACUCGCUGAUGCUUACUUUGGCGAAAUAGUUCGUCACGUGAAAACCAUGGACUUAUCACGGCCUGUUACUAUUGCCAUCUCUCAACACUACGCAGCCGACAGAGCCGGACAACACUUGGACGUGAUAUGCUUCAACCGUUACAACGGCUGGUACACGUCAACGGGCUCGCUAUCCAUGAUCACCAACAACGUGGUGGAUGAGGCCAACGCAUGGCACCUUAAGCACAACAAGCCUGUCAUCAUGACCGAAUACGGAGCUGACACCAUCGCGGGGCUGCAUCUCAUUCCAGAGUACGUAUGGGCGGAGGAGUAUCAAGUAGCCUUAAUGUCAGAGCAUUUUAAGGCAUUCGACAAAUUGCGACAAGCUGGAUUCUUUGCAGGCGAAUUCAUAUGGAACUUCGCUGACUUUAAGACUGCUCAGACAAUAACCCGAGUAGGUGGAAAUAAAAAGGGCAUUUUCACAAGAUCAAGACAACCUAAGGCCUCGGCACAUCACUUAAGAGCGCGAUACCUGUCCUUAGCGGCCGCGGACGCCGGCACAGCACCGCCAGACGUCUCCUACUACGUGUCAGACAACAGACCAACACAUCACGAGUUAUAAAUCUAUAUAGAUUAUAGAUAUUUAAGAUAUCGGUAUUACUUAUUUUUGUUAUAUCGAUGAAUGUUUUGUGUGUUCGCCUUUUUUGUAUGUAUCCGUAUGAGUCGUAUAAACUGCCAUUAAUAGUAUAAACUUUGUAAUAGUUAAGUAUUUUCUUAGUAUAUUACUGUUAUGGAUAAAUGAUAAUUGCGCUAUUUCAAUAACUGACAUAACAAUUUUUUUUUCGUAUAUAGGUAAAUUGUUAUACUGCCAAAUAUUGUUCUACUUAAAUUAAGUUGAAUUUAACAUUCCGAUUAAUUACAAUUGAAAAUACAAAUACAAAUUAAUAGCCUGAAACGCCAAAAGACAAGCUAAUGGAAAACCAAUAUUGUUUUAUACUAAAUUUUUCGAUCUAAAUUCUAAAUCAAUCAACCUACGCCAAAAAUACGGGUCAUCUGUUACUGCAUUGCUCGUAUUAAAUAGCUAUUUUAUUCUAAUAGUGUAACAAAAUCACCAAUUUCCGUCCACUGAUCCGUCCUUUUGGUAAAUAAUAAUUAGAUUUUUUUCACUUUCAUUACUUUAGACGGAUUUUUUUUCAAUUCAAUCGUAGUAGUUAAAAGUAAACUACCCUGUUCGUUUGGUUAACAUUGGUGAUUGGUGUUUAUUGCUGAUUUAACAUAGAGUUUUCAGAAUUAACUUUAAUGGAGAUUGUAAUAUACCUAUUCUGAUUAAUGUAUUGAAAUAAAAUAAUAUCUAUGUACUAAAUAGAAAUAUUUGUGAAAACUCAGACCAAUGUUACAGUAGAAGUACAAUCAAGUUAAUUUAUUAGAUAUUGGUGUGUACAAUUAUCUAUUUAACGUCCAUGAAUGUUGCUGUAAUUUGACGGAAAUAUGAAUUGUGUGUCGUGACUGUAAAUAUUUAUGAGCAUAAUUAAAGUACAAAAGAAUAAAA